AUGACCCAGUCACUGCGCGCAGUCUUUAGGGACAAGCCAUUGAUGAGACUGAUAUGGUAUCAUGCACUACGCAUCAGUAUCAAACAACUGGUUCGGCGCCAAGCCACAAAGAAAUCCAACGUCCAACCCGAUCAACUAUGCGACCUCUUUCCAUGUCUACUGUCAAACGUCAAACGCUACCGCAACAUCACCAGCAUAGAUUGGCUACUCGAGAACAACUACACAUCACUGCUCGUAUUGAAGUUGAAGCGUCGCGAGCCCCUAGCGUGGACCUUCAACUCACUGCGACUGGUCGCCUUUCGAAUGUUUGAUCGCGACACACUCCAACUCAUUGUCGACACGUAUGGCGCACGCGAGAUCUUCACGGGCGAGGGCAGCUCUGACAUCAUAGAAUGUUGUUGUCGCUACAACAACCUGUCGCUGCUUGAGCUGUAUGUGCGCGACGGCUUGCCACAACGGAAAUUUGAUGUGUCGUCGCUGUACCGCAUUGCCGCCGCGCGCGGCAACCUGCCUCUGCUUCAAUGUCUCGAGUCGACUGGCUUGCGCGUCGACGACAUCUCGGCGCUGUACAUUGGGAUGAUUGAAUCGACGAGCGCCCAAGUCGUUGACUACAUCCACGCGAACAUCGAUCGUUUGGUCGUCCAGCAAUCACCCCCAAAGCCGCGUAGCGGCGUAGCGCGUCUGGUGGGCGGCCUCGUUGGCAGCGACUCGUCGUCAUCCUCGGCAAACCAGCAACCCUCCAAGGACAAAUAUCGCGCAGAUCUCAGGGCCAAGGCCUCCACACUCAUGUCCACAGACUUUAAGACAAUCAACGAGGCUCAUCUGUACUACCUCGUCAGCAUCGGCAAGGUGUUUCACAAGCGACAACAUCAACAACACAGCAGCCCGGCCGAGCUUGUGGCGCAGUAUCGACAACAGGUGUGCCAAGAUCUUGGCGAGACCCCGCCACUCGCUCUCGACUACCUCGCCAUGCUCAACAUGCUCGUGGCGCAGGGCUGGAAGAGCGAGAUGCAUCACGCCGACUUCCAAAUCGCCCGCAUGCACAACAUUUCGAUCACACGCUACGCCAUGAAGACGCUCUUGAACAAGGCCAGCCAGACGUCGAUCCUCCACUCGAUGCUGCGGAAGGGCACGCUCGAGCAGCUUCAGUACGUGCUGCAAAACAUUGGCCCAAUCAAACAGAACAACUAUCAAAUGGAUUACAUCCUCGCGGCGACUGCGAAUGAGUCGCCCGCCGUCGUCCAAUACGCAUACGACAUGUUCAACUCAUUCUUUGGAGUUGGCAACUCAGCCCAACAACAGGACAAUUACAAUUCACUCUGGCUCAACUCAAUCAUUGGAUCCUCAAACAUUGAAUGUGUGCGCUACUUGAUGACUCGCAAGGUCGCGCCCAAGGCUAUACACAUUAGACGCGCGCUAGAGGUGCACAACAUUGACAUACUCAUACUUCUGUUUGAGAAGGUGCCGAUGCUGGCCUACGAAGAGCUGUGCGUCAACAAGUUGUACUACUCAUUCGUGGCCGAGCACUUUGUCACGCUACAUCAACGCUUCCUCGCCCAGUGCCAGGCCAAGGCCGCCGCCAAGAUGGACGUUCAGCUGGACCUCCAAUCGCUGGCCAAUGUCAGCUCAUACUUUGGCCUGGACGACACGCUGAGGUACAUUCACGAGACGGUCGACCCGACCCUGACCAUAUCGACCAAGUACGCCGCUCGCACCGGACAGUUCGCCACGCUCGAGUAUCUGGCCGCGUCCGAGAUGGGCGUGUUUGACGAGGACACGUGGAAGACUGUGGCGACACUGGGCGACGUCAACGUGUUCAGGCGACUGUACCAAUCACAGAUGAAGCGCACCAAGAUGGAGUCCAAGGAGGCAUGCGUGGACCUGCUCUCGAUGGCCUAUCUCCUUGGACGCGUGGACCUCAUUCAAAUGACGUACGUGGCGGAUCAGCGACAUCUACACCCGACUCUCGAUGUACUCAUUGAGACGAUGAACAACGGACAUGUCAACAUGAUACAAUACUUCCUUGCGCAUCACUCCUCGGCCAUCUACAUCGUCGAGCAACUUCGCGAGUAUGCACGCCAGCAUCACCUCACAGACAUGAUUGCACUGUUCCAGACAACAAAGCGUCGUGCAUGCUCCAAAUAG
Molecule: messenger RNA, 2145 nt
Organism: Acytostelium subglobosum LB1
Lineage: Eukaryota; Evosea; Eumycetozoa; Acytosteliales; Acytosteliaceae
Exons: 1
Coding region: 1-2145 (714 amino acids)
Source: RefSeq, a predicted model, not a curated record